UUUAGUACCAGCGGCAGAGACAGUGGUUUUUUUUUUCUUUGAAGCUCGUGAUAGUGUGAUGAUACACAUUACGUAUAUUUGGUCUUUACUACAGUAGUACAUAAGAAAAGCUCUUUGGGUCUUUUUUUCCGAAACUCCACUCACACAAUUCCCACCACUCCUUUUCUUAUGGCAUUUCGCCGUGUAACCAGUGCCAUCUUCUUCGUUAAUUCCGAUUGAAGAAACCAAUCCCUACCCAUUAUUACCCAAUGGCGUUGUUCAUUACUGUUGUCGUGUUCCUGCUGCAUCUGAGUUGGAGUGUCCGAGUUAACUCUGAGCCGACUCAGGACAAGCAAGCCCUCCUUGCUUUCCUCUCCCAGACCCCACACUCGAACCGCCUCCAAUGGAACGCCUCGGAAUCCGCGUGCGACUGGGUUGGCGUGAAAUGCGACGCGUCACGCUCCUUCGUUUACUCGCUCCGUUUACCCGCCGUCGAUUUAGUGGGUCGGGUCCCACCCGCCUCGCUCGGCCGCUUAACCCAGCUUCGUAUCCUCAGCCUCCGCUCCAACGCCCUCACCGGCGAGAUCCCUUCCGAUUUCUCCAACCUCACCUUCCUCCGCAGCCUCUACCUCCAGAAGAACCAAUUCUCCGGCGAGUUCCCUCCGAGUCUCACUCGCCUCACUCGCUUGACUCGCUUGGAUCUCUCAAACAACAACUUCACCGGCCAAAUCCCUUUCUCUGUUAACAACUUGACCCACCUCACUGGCCUCUUCUUAGAACACAACAGUUUCUCUGGUAAAAUCCCAAGCAUCACCGUGAAGCUCGUUAGCUUCAACGUUUCCUAUAACAAUCUCAACGGUUCAAUCCCCGAGACACUCUCUACGUUCCCGGAAGCUUCCUUCGCCGGAAACAUAGAUCUCUGCGGACCGCCGUUGAAGGACUGCACCCCGUUCUUCCCGGCGCCGGCGCCGUCUCCGUCGGAGAAUUCAACCCCGGUGAAUACUCGUAAGAAGUCCAAGAAGCUCUCCACUGGCGCCAUUGUCGCAAUCGUUGUGGGCUCUGUUCUCGGCUUGGCGUUGCUGCUGCUGCUGCUGUUGCUGUGUCUGAGGCGGCGGCGGCGGGGACAGCCAGCGAAGCCGCCGAAGCCGGUGGUGGCUGCGCGGGCCGCCGCGCCGGCGGAGGCGGGGACGUCGUCGUCGAAGGAGGAUAUAACCGGGGGUUCGGCGGAGGCGGAGAGGAACAAGCUCGUGUUCUUCGAAGGGGGAAUUUACAGUUUCGAUUUGGAGGAUUUGUUGAGGGCUUCGGCGGAGGUGUUGGGGAAGGGUAGCGUGGGGACUUCGUAUAAGGCGGUGCUGGAGGAAGGAACCACCGUGGUGGUGAAGAGGCUGAAGGAUGUUGUGGUGACGAAGAAAGAGUUCGAGACGCAAAUGGAGGUUCUGGGGAAGAUUAAGCACGAGAAUGUGGUUCCUCUCAGAGCCUUUUACUUCUCCAAGGACGAGAAAUUGCUCGUUUACGAUUACAUGUCCGCUGGGAGCCUGUCUGCGCUGCUACACGGGAGCAGAGGGUCUGGGCGAACACCACUGGACUGGGACAGCCGUAUGAAAAUAGCCCUAGGAGCCGCAAGAGGGCUUACAUGCCUCCACGUGGCAGGCAAGGUGGUCCACGGCAACAUCAAAUCUUCCAACAUCCUCCUCCGAGGGCCGGACCACAAUGCCGGCGUUUCUGACUUCGGCCUCAACCCCUUGUUCGGAAACGGAGCCCCGUCGAACCGCGUGGCGGGCUACCGGGCACCCGAAGUGGUGGAAACCCGGAAGGUGAGCUUCAAGUCUGAUGUGUACAGCUUCGGAGUGUUGCUGCUGGAGCUUCUAACAGGAAAAGCACCAAACCAAGCCUCUCUCGGGGAAGAGGGCAUUGAUCUUCCGAGGUGGGUCCAGUCAGUUGUUCGCGAAGAAUGGACCGCGGAGGUUUUCGAUGCGGAGCUCAUGAGGUUCCACAACAUCGAGGAGGAGAUGGUUCAACUGUUGCAAAUCGCAAUGGCUUGUGUUUCCCUUGUGCCUGAUCAGAGACCCAACAUGCAGGACGUGGUGCGUAUGAUUGAGGACAUUAACCGGGGCGAGACCGAUGAUGGCUUCAGACAAUCCUCCGAUGACCCUUCCAAAGGAUCCGAGGGUCAUACACCACCCCCAGAGUCAAGGACUCCACCUAGCUCUCUCACACCAUAACAAAUUACUAAAAGCCUUUCUUCUUCUUCUUCUUCUUCUUCUUCAUCAUUCAAUGAAAUUCAAAAAAAAGGUGCUGGGUCGCUCUUAUACUGUGAAUUACGGCGCCCGCUUUCUUCCCGUCUAUUUUCCCCCCUCAUUGUAUUUCAUUUCAUUUUUUUUCUUCUUAUUAAAUUCCAAUGAUUUUUACA
Molecule: messenger RNA, 2389 nt
Organism: Glycine soja
Lineage: Eukaryota; Viridiplantae; Streptophyta; Magnoliopsida; Fabales; Fabaceae
Product: probable inactive receptor kinase At2g26730
Exons: 2
Coding region: 249-2201 (650 amino acids)
Biological process (GO): protein phosphorylation
Molecular function (GO): protein kinase activity; protein binding; ATP binding
Source: RefSeq, a predicted model, not a curated record